This is a messenger RNA of Erpetoichthys calabaricus (reedfish), 2302 nucleotides long. RefSeq names its product craniofacial development protein 2-like. Gene Ontology annotation, cellular component: nucleus. The transcript has 2 exons. Lineage: Eukaryota; Metazoa; Chordata; Cladistia; Polypteriformes; Polypteridae. The record is from RefSeq and is a predicted model, not a curated record. Gene Ontology annotation, biological process: chromatin remodeling; DNA repair. The coding region runs from base 287 to 985 and encodes 232 amino acids. Gene Ontology annotation, molecular function: DNA binding; endonuclease activity.
AGCCCAGAUAAAUGAGGAGGGUUACGUCAGGAAGGGCAUCCGGUGUAAAAUUUUGCCAAAUCAAUAAGUAGACAACAAUACAAAUUUCCAUACCAGAUUGGUCGAGCCCCAGGUUAACAACGACCACUAUCAGUACUGUUAGCCAACAGGGUGCUGGCGGAAAUUGGGCUACUGUUGGCCAAAGAAGAAGAAGGAGAAGAAGAGAGGGAGAUGUGUCCAGAGGCAGGAGGAGAGGAGGAAAGUAAAGAGAGUGGAUCUGAGGGUAGGAACUUUGAAUGUUGGCAUUAUGACUGCUAAGGGGAAAGAGUUAGCAGAUAUGAUGGAGAGAAGGAAGUUUGAUAUAUUGUGUGUGCAAGAGAUUAAAUGGAAGGGGAGUAAGGCCAGGUGGAUCGGAGGUGGAUUCAAAUUGUUCUAUCAUGGUGUGGAUGGGAGGAGAAAUGGGGUAGGAGUUAUUCUGAAGGAACAGUAUGUCAAGAGUGUUUUGGAGGUGAAAAGUGUGUCAGGCAGAGUAAUGAAUAUGAAGCUGGAAAUUGGAGGUGUGAUGAUGAAUAUUGUUAGUGCAUAUGCCCCACAAGUUGGGUGUGCAAUGGGUGAGAAAGAAGAUUUUUGGAGUGAGUUGGAUGAAGUGAUGAACAGUGUACCCAAAGGACAGAAAGUGGUGAUUGAAGCGGAUUUCAAUGGGCAUGUUGGUGAAGGGAACAGUGGAGAUGAGGAGGUGAUGGGUAGAUAUGGUGUCAAGGAGAGGAAUGAAGAAGGUCAGAGGAUAGUGGAUUUUGCCAAAAGGAUGGACAUGGCUGUGGUGAAUACGUAUUUUAAGAAGAGGGAGGAACAUAGGAUUACAUACAAGAGUGGAGGAAGAUGCACACAGGUAGAUUACAUCCUAUGCAGAAGAGUUGAUCUGAAGGAGAUUGAAGACUGCAAAGUGGUGGCAGGGGAAAGUGUAGUUAAGCAGCAUAGGAUGGUGGUCUGUAGGAUGACAUUGUAGAUCAAGAAGAGGAAGAGAGUGAGGGCAGAGCCAAGGAUCAAAUGGUGGAAGUUGAAAAAGGAGGACUGCAAGGUUGAGUUUAGGGAGGAGGUGAGACAGGCACUGGGUGGCAGUGAAGAAUUACCAGACAGCUGGGAAACUACAGCCGAUGUAGUAAGGGUGACAGCAAGAAGGGUGCUUGGUGUGACAUCUGGAAAGAGGAAGGAGGAAAAGGAAACCUGGUGGUGGAAUGAGGAAAUACAGGACAGUAUACAGAGGACGAGGAUGGCAAAGAAGAAGUGGGGUAGUCAGAAAGAUGUAUAAAGUAGACAAGAGUACAAGGAGAUAAGGCACAAGGUGAAGACAGAGGUGGUGAAGGCUAAAGAAAAGGCGUAUGAUGAGUUGUAUGAGAGGUUGGACACUAAGGAUGGAGAAAAGGACCUGUACCGAUUAGCUAGACAGAGGGACCGAGCUGGGAAAGAUGUGCAGCAGGUUAGGGUGAUAAAGGAUAAAGAUCGAAAUGUACUCACAAGUGAGGGGAGUGUGUUGAGCAGAUGGAAAGAGUACUUUGAGAGGCUGAUGAAUGAAGAGAAUGAGAGAGAGGAGGUUGGAUGAUGUGGAGAUAGUGAAUCAGGAAGUGCAACGGAUUAGCAAGGAGGAAGUAAGGACAGCCAUGAAGAGGAUGAAAAAUGGAAAGGCCGUUGGUCUGGAUGACAUACCUAUGGAAGCAUGGAGGUGUUUAGGAGAGAUGGCAGUGGAGGUUUUAACCAGAUUGUUUAAUGGAAUUUUGGAAAGUGAGAGGAUGCCUGAGGAGUGGAGAAGAAGUGUACUGGUGCCGAUAUUUAAGAAUAAAGGGGAUGUGCAGGACUGCAGUAACUACAGAGGAAUAAAAUUGAUGAGCCACAGCAUGAAGUUAUGGGAAACAGUAGUGGAAGCUAGGUAAAGAAGUGAGGUGAUGAUUAGUGAGCAGCAGUAUGGUUUCAUGCCAAGAAAGAGCACCACAGAUGCAAUGUUUGCUCUGAGGAUGUUGAUGGAGAAGUUUAGAGAAGGCCAGAAGCAGUUGCAUUGCGUCUUUUUGGACCUGGAGAAAGCAUAUGACAGGGUGCCUUGAGAGGAGCUGUGGUAUUGUAUGAGGAAGUCGUGAGUGGCAGAGAAGUAUGUAAGAGUUGUACAGGAUAUGUACGAGGGAAGUGUAACAGUGGUGAGGUCUGCGGUAGGAAUGCAUUCAAGGUGGAGGUGGGAUUACAUCAGGGAUCGGCUCUGAGCCCUUUCUUAUUUGCAAUGGUGAUGGACAGGUUGACAGACGACAUUAGACAGGAGUUCCUGUGGACUAUGAUG